CGUGUUCUUCCCUCAAUGGCGCCCAAGCGGGUGAAAAAAACGGUGAUCAAGCACAAAACGAAUUUCUGCAUUGCGUGCAACGUUUCUCACGCUUCGCCAACGUGGUAUGGGAAAAGCGGCAGCAAAGUAUGUAAAGCGGAAUAUGAAAAACAACGUAGGCUUGUACAGAGCUACGAGUUGAAAAAAACCGGCGGUGAAUGUGAGUGGUUCAAGCAGUUGGCGGGCAAAACUUCUGCCCCAGAUUGAAGAUAAAGACAAGACGACAUACCCCAUAGCGAGCUUAGAUUCCAGGCCAGAUUGGAAAGCCCUCCAACUGGCUUUGCACGCCCUUCCCAGUAUUCCGUCGUACUUACCAUGGUACUACGGGGCGUGGUGCGUAUUCUUGUACUGGUCCUGGCCAUGCAUAUCUUUUAUAUCGACCGCAAUGACGCAGAGAGAUAUCAAGAGUUGCUUCGAUUCUACAGUAUCUAUGUUUCAGCAAUAUCGCAUCGUGAAUGGCGAGUUGACGCCGCAUCGCGCCGGCUCCACGGCUAAAGGCCCGCGGGCCGUGGGGCGCGACAUGGGCCGAGGCAAUUCAACUCCACGUGGUCGAGAGUUAUGCCUUGAAGCCGACGCGUGGAAAGCCAUUUGCAAAAAACUCUGUGGGUUGCCGUCGCCUUUUUCUGUGAAAGCGGGGAUGGAUAUCAUGCGCGAGGGGGGCCUGCAUUCCAUGCGCGGCGACAACGACGCAUACGGAUGCCUAGGCGUCCUGCGAUUAUUGGCGUCGGUCUUGCACGAGAAUAACUUUGCUGAUUCGGGACCGGAUUGGGAUGAGUUGCGUGCAGUGAGCAAAGGCGUGCAGGAGAAAUUGAAAUCGCUCCAACUGUGGGAGCACAAAGAUGCCGUGUCUGCGCGCAACUCAUUGCGCAUUGUGCUCCGUAACCGCAGGUACUCAUUAUCGGACUUGGUGUGCUUCGUGUGCCUCAGCAAGUGAUGUGCCUCCUAGGGAACGCCGCAUACGCGCGCACAAAAAAGUACCACGCAGCUCGUUGUAGCUUUUCUGUUGUGGGAUGCCUCGGGGUUCUGGG
Molecule: messenger RNA, 1067 nt
Organism: Prorocentrum cordatum
Lineage: Eukaryota; Dinophyceae; Prorocentrales; Prorocentraceae
Source: the annotation of a GenBank genome assembly